Molecule: messenger RNA, 405 nt
Organism: Ochotona curzoniae (black-lipped pika)
Lineage: Eukaryota; Metazoa; Chordata; Mammalia; Lagomorpha; Ochotonidae
Gene: NPS
Product: neuropeptide S
Exons: 4
Coding region: 1-405 (134 amino acids)
Biological process (GO): positive regulation of synaptic transmission, GABAergic; positive regulation of synaptic transmission, glutamatergic; neuropeptide signaling pathway
Cellular component (GO): extracellular region
Source: RefSeq, a predicted model, not a curated record
AUGUUCGCACAGAGUCCUAACAUCCAUGUCUUUGGAUUUUUCUACUCGGACUGGGCAGAUUCUUCAGAGAACGGGCUCCCAUUCUCUCGGUUUGAGGGUGGACACCUGUGUGCUGAGGCAGAGACCCAAGUGUCAGCGCUGAGCUCAGUAAGUCUCAGUCUCAUGCUAAUUCUGUGGCUGUCCACGGCGCCCAUGACUUGGGGUCACCCAGUUCCGCUGUCAAAGGUAGCUGCAAAGCCUGACUACUUCCUCGUCCUGCUCAGCAGCUGUCCAAGCCGGAUGGAGAGGAGCGAGGGACUGAGUCUGCCAAAGCCCAUUUCGGAGAAGGCAUUUAUGAAACGGUCCUUCCGCAACGGAGUUGGCACCGGCAUGAAAAAAACUUCCUUUCGAAGAGCAAAACCCUGA